AUGGAUCCAAAUAAUUAUAAUGUGAUGGGAAUCGAUCUCGGAACUACCAAUUCGUGUGUUGCUGUCUGGAAAAAUGGGCAGAUUGCCAUAGUUCCGAAUGAUUGUGGAAAGCGAAUAACACCUUCAGUGGUGUCAUUCCUCCGGGAUGGAGUAUUGGUAGGCAAUGCAGCCUCGAAGAAAAUGACGGUGAACCAUAAGAACACUGUUUUUAACUGCAAGCGAUUGCUUGGCCACAAGAUAACAGACGAAGUAAUUAAAAGCGAUCUAUCUUUAUUGCCCUAUGUAGUAGUAGCUGAUGAUGACAACAAUAUUAAAAUCCAAAUAGAGACAUCCGAAGGCGAGACCAAGUAUUACUCCCCCGAAGAGAUUAGUGCCAUGAUCUUGCGUUAUUUGCGAUCUCAGGCGGAAGCGUUUGUGGGCCACGUCAUCAACGACGUGGUGAUUACAGUCCCUGCGUACUUUACGGAAGCCCAGCGCAAAGCAACGAGUACUGCAGCUCGGCUGGUGGGUCUCAAUGUACUGCAGUUGCUGGAUGAACCAACGGCUGCUGCAAUAGCGUAUCAUUUUGAACAAAAGAGCAGAACGCAGCACAUUCUUGUAUAUGACCUUGGUGGCGGUACCUUCGAUGCGUCUGUUUUGCAAGUGAGUGACAGUACGAUAAGGGUGUUGACGCACGAUGGAGAUAACCAUCUGGGUGGAGAGGAUUUUGAUCGCAUGCUCAUGAACUAUCUGUUUUUCCAGUAUGAGAAGCAGAAGGGCGAAGACGUUAUGAACGACCGGGUUUGGCGUGCUCGAAUGCAUGCUGUAGCAGAGUCUUGCAAAUUGGAGCUUUCUGUUGCGUCCUCCUCCUUGGUUGAGUUUGACAAUUCUGAUUUUACUUACUCUGUGUCUCGCUUUCUUUUUGAGAAUCUAAAUAAAGAGUUGUUCAACCGAACGAUCUCGAUUGUUGAGCGGACCCUCAAAAAAGCCCAACUUUCGAAAGAGCAGAUUGACAAUGUGAUUUUGGUUGGUGGGUCCACUCGAAUUCCCCGGAUUCAGCGUCUUUUGGGAGAACGCUUCGACAACAGUAAGAUCUGCAAAGGAAUCAACGCCGACGAGGCUGUGGCCACGGGCGCAGCGAUUUACGCGGCGUACCUUUCCUCCCAACAAAUAAAGCAGUACCCAUCUUCGGUGUUGCUGUCGCUGGGCAUCGAACUCCAUGGCGGAAUUAUCGAGAAGAUGAUUCCUCGGGGGUCUCCGAUUCCUUCGUACAGCGUGCUGGAGUUCACAACGCCCACGGACUACCAGAACAAAAUAUUGUUUCAUAUCGUGAUGGGGGAGCGGUCGCUGCUCCGUAACAAUAUCGUUCUGGACACAAUAUUGCUCGAAGACCUGCCUCUGUGCCGUGCGCAUGAAAUGACGAUCAAGGUGAAGAUGACGGUGAACUCGAACUACCAUCUCAUUACGGAGGUGGAUAUUCCGGAGAAGGUUCACAAGGUGUCCGACAUCUUUUUGGGCAAUUCCGUGGAUUCUGCAGAGAUCCCUCGCUUGAUUCGGGAGGCGGAGGAAAAGGCUUUCGAGGACAGGGAGUUGGUGGCUCGUCAUACCGAGAUGAGUAUUCUGGAUUGCUUGGUGGAAGAAGGACACGCGCUGCUGAAUUCGAGAAAUCCUCGCAUGACCACGGACUGGAUUCAGCAGAUGAACGAUAUGUUGGUCGAGAUAAGAGAGUGGAUGAAAGUGAAUGAGGAUGCGGAUAUAUCUGAAUGUCAGGAGCGUCAGCAAUUAAUUCGAAGAAAGCUGCUUCCUGUGGUUAGUCGUUGA
Molecule: messenger RNA, 1800 nt
Organism: Blastocystis hominis
Lineage: Eukaryota; Bigyra; Opalinata; Blastocystidae
Exons: 1
Coding region: 1-1800 (599 amino acids)
Biological process (GO): cellular response to unfolded protein; protein refolding
Cellular component (GO): cytoplasm
Molecular function (GO): ATP hydrolysis activity; ATP-dependent protein folding chaperone; heat shock protein binding
Source: RefSeq, a predicted model, not a curated record